This is a messenger RNA of Patiria miniata (bat star), 1784 nucleotides long. Its product is annotated as kappa-type opioid receptor-like. The record is from RefSeq and is a predicted model, not a curated record. NCBI's taxonomy places the organism in Eukaryota, Metazoa, Echinodermata, Asteroidea, Valvatida, Asterinidae. Gene Ontology annotation, molecular function: G protein-coupled receptor activity. The transcript has a single exon. Bases 432 to 1784 code for a protein of 450 amino acids. Gene Ontology annotation, biological process: G protein-coupled receptor signaling pathway. Gene Ontology annotation, cellular component: plasma membrane.
UGUACUAUUUGAGAGGCAGACUUUCAACGAGUGCCCAAUCAGAAAACUGGAAGGUGGCAUCGUACGUCUGGCCAGCUGUGACCCAAUCACGACACGGUGGCUGUCGUACAUGGACCUUGACGUUUGAUUCAGCUACAUGUACCUUGACUUUUGAUUCAGCGCUGCAUACGAGAGAGGGAGAGUUUGUUAUUUUUGCAACUGCGUUGCUGCUGAACAGACCUGCAGUUAUUCUCACCAGUCAAACUUGUCUUGCUUGAUUUUGUCAUCAUCUGGGAAUCACGCUUUUCUUCAGCCCUCCAUUCAGUGUGAGCAAAUUUCUGCUGUGUUUCUCUACCCAUCAUACCAUUAUCUGUACAGGACACAGAACAAUCACAUCUACUGUUGUUGACACUGCGUAAAAUAUACAUCAGCAGGAAGACUCUGUGUCAAUCAUGUGGUCGUACCCUGCAAAUGUCACCGUCUAUGCCCAAGCUACAACAUCCCUUGCACAGCUGGACAUUCUGGUCUGUACCUUCUUCACCUGUGUCUUCCAGAACCACAGCGACAACUGCUCCGUGGCCUAUUCCCUACCCCAGAUGGAUCAUCUUCUGAUCUGGGAUGAAACGGGACCAUCUCCCUGGGCACCGAUGAACGAAUCCUUUGAUGUACCAAACAAUGAAAGAUACGAACUGUUCAACCACUCAUUGCAAAUCGUUGCUUUUGAGAAUCUGGCAGAGGCUGACCAGUUUGUGUAUUUCAGUACUCGGACUGUGUUGUAUGGUUUUGUCCUGCCUGUCCUCAAACUAUUAGGGAUCCUAUCCAUUCUGUCUUUUUUCUUUACCCUUUGCAGAGUUCCCUCCAUGCGGAAUAUCACUAAUUUCUAUCUGACUAAUUUGGCUGUUGCAGAUUUGAUGGUCUUGAUUUCAGAGACCACCCAUGAGCAAUGUGUGGCUUUGACAACACAAACUAAAUUGGAUAUAUCAUAUUUGGGGAACUCAGCCCAAGCAGUUUUUACUCUCUUAUCGUUCACAUGCUAUGUGGGUGUUAUUUCAUCUAUCGCCUUUGUAACACUGCUGUCUUAUGAUAGAUAUUUUGCCAUUUGUUACCCUUUCCAACACCGUAAUCUCAAUCUGAAGCGACGGUCAAUACGAGCAGCAGUUUGCAUAUGGGUACUGUCUUUUUCCAUGAAUUUGAGUGAUUUCUUUUAUCGGAUUCUGGCCUUAAAUGCACCACCAAUCAAAUGUCUUGUUUGGCCAACUGAAGAAAAGUAUAAACAUCUAUCAAGUAAUGUGCAGAUGCUUGUGACUUAUGAUGUAACUUUGCUUCCUUUGAAUCUGAUUUUAAGGUACGUGAUUUGCUGUGUAUUCAUGUUGAGUUUGAUCCUCACAGUCACUUUCAAUAUGCUCCUUAUUAAGGGACUGCAUGCACCAAAUCCAACUGGUGAUCAGAUCCGAGGUCCGUCAAAACAUCUACGAAGAGUUACUCUGAUACUUGGCAUCAACACAGCCGUGGUAUUUGUCUGUUUUCUGCCCCAAGCUAUAGCUGGCUUAGUUGGAAUUUUAAGGCAAAGCAGCGAAGAAGUGAAUGUAAAUGAAGAUGUGAAAUGGAAGUUGGAUCUGAUAAUUGCUUGCCUCAGAGUCUUGAACUCUUCCAUUAAUUCAGUCCUGUUCAAUGCUGGUAGUGGAAGGUACAGGAAGGCCUUUAAGCAAGCCUUCUGCUGCAGAAAAAGGCAGCAAGUACCAACGAACAAUAUCCCUCUGCAGACAUUACCAAGAGCAGAUCCUGCUGAUCGGAUCAGAUUAUAG